This is a messenger RNA of Paramormyrops kingsleyae, 7001 nucleotides long. RefSeq names its product glutamate receptor ionotropic, kainate 5-like. Gene Ontology annotation, biological process: monoatomic ion transport. Gene Ontology annotation, molecular function: ligand-gated monoatomic ion channel activity; signaling receptor activity. The record is from RefSeq and is a predicted model, not a curated record. Lineage: Eukaryota; Metazoa; Chordata; Actinopteri; Osteoglossiformes; Mormyridae. Gene Ontology annotation, cellular component: membrane.
GAGCUCCUGAUUAGACUGUAGAGAAAGCAGAGGAGAUAUAGAGAUGCAGUGAGAUGUGCAUCCUGCGCGCCUGAACUAGCAGGCAGGCAGGGAGACACCACACGGAGCCUGGGGAAGGCGCACAGAACCGUACAGAGCCACACGGAGCCACAGAGAGCCAGCGUCUGCCCAGGAAGAGUGCAGUGCAGUGCAGUGCAACGCAGCCAGGAGUCACCCGUCUGCUCGCUGCCGUAGCCGCCUGUCACUGUGAGCGUGCUGGACCGCCGCUACACACCUUCCGCUCUGCGUGCACAUUUGUGAGUGUGCAGCUGCCUGCGCGUAUGAGUGUGCUUGCGCGGCUGCUUGCGCAUGUGAGCGUGCAGCUGCCUGCGCGUGUGCACCCAUCUGAAUUUCCCUUUUUCUGGCGAGAGGAGUAACUGCAGCAGUGGACUCAAAGGGACAGAGCUGUCACUGUGGCUCCCUGUGUGUGGUGUGGCUGCCAGCACUGCAUUGGUAUUCCGGGGGCCCUCAGCUCCCCUUCAGGAUGGAUCUACAGGGACGGACUUGCACUUGCCUGGGGGGACAACACUGAGCUGGUGGGAGGCCUGGCUUCAUAGCGCUUAUUCUCUACCCUGCCUAAGCACUAUCUCUGGCCCCACUGUUGGUUUCUCACCAUGGACCAAACCUGCUACAUCCAGAACCACGGAGAUCGCAUGGCAGGGAGCAGCUCAAAGGCUUCCUUCACUUCCUUUGGAAUCUGAGCGGGAUUCUAUUCAAGACUGGAUCCUGUGGAUCUUCCUAUUGUGCAAUGCCCAGAUUUGGAUUGAUGUUGAUAUGGGAUUUGAUUCAUAUUGCAGGCAUGAGAUCAUCCACACAAUGGAGUUUUUGAUCUUAUAAUGUACUGACCUUCUUCAGACAGUCACCGCAGUCACCUGGAGAGAGAGUGACAUUGUUUUGCGCAUCACAGCUGGAAUUCAGACCUUCAGAACAUCACUGUGAAAGCCCAGCUUUCUGUGAGAGCCCAUCACUGUGAAAGCCCAGCUUUCUGUGAGAGCCCAUCACUGUGAAAGCCCAGCUUUCUGUGAGAGCCCNUGAAAGCCCAGCUUUCUGUGAGAGCCCAUCACUGUGAAAGCCCAGCUUUCUGUGAGAGCCCAUCACUGUGAAAGCCCAGCUUUCUGUGAGAGCCCUUCACUGUGAAAGCAUAGCUUUUUGUGAGAACCCAGCUUUCUUUACCUGCCUGCAUUAGUCACUGGAAGAGCUCAUGUGAGGAGCACAGGAACACACCCCCCUUGAGGGGUCCUGGAGCACUGUGGGAUUCCUGCUCUGAGUUUUAUGGUGCAUUGAGCCCCCCCGUGCCACAUUUGGGAGGUGUCUCUAUUUGACAUAAACAUUGAAUUUCCUUUAUUUUUUAAUUUUGUUGAGAAAUCAAAAUAUUUGGUAAAAUGAUUAAGAACACCGUAUUUUAUCACGUGACAGUACAGUAGGUGGCGCUGGGGGAAGCAGAAGACAAAGCACAGAGGGACUGGUGAAAAGUCAGAGAAGAAGCACUGGAGGAGUGGGAGGGCUACAGAGCAGCGACCCUAAGAAGACUCCAGCUGCCUCUACUGUGGAAGGGUGGAACGACAGAGGAGGCGAGGGGAAGGCGAGAAGGUGUGGAAGUAAACAGCGGAAGUGUGACGUGCCUGAGCUUAGAGUGAGAAGCAGUGGGAGGACAGGGCCGCCUUUCCGUGGUCGUCACGGUGAGAGACGGCGUUAGCAUUAGCAGAAGCACACGCCUGUCGCUAUAGCAUCAGAGCCGACCGGGGGUCAGGUGCCGGGGCAGGGGGCAAUGCUGCUAUCAGAGGCAAUUAAGGGGAUCUGAUUGAGUGCCUCAGUCGUCUGGCACAGGUGGCAACACACAAAGUCACUCGCGAGAGCGACUUAAGUGAGACCAGCAGAGACGGCGGACGGGCACCUGUGCCAGGAAGACGCCCCUUGGCUUCGCCUUCAAAUUUUAACUGAUUUGAGAAACAUAGGAAGAGGAUUUGAAGGCCUCCUCACGGCCCAGAGGGAUAAUGGUGUGGGGGGGAGGAGGGGCAGAGUCAGAUACUCUUGGUCUGGGGGGGGGGUUUGUUUUCCUGAGCCUUUCUCAUCCUGGAAUCCAUCGUGAGCUCAGCGUUUCUGUCCGUCACCAAAAGAGGAGCACUGCCAUCCACCUGCCCUCCUUUGCUCCCUCCGUUCCUCCAUCUCUCAUCCUCUCUCCGUAGCUCUCUGUUAGGUCACAGCAGAAUUACGUACUUUUUUCCAGAUAUAUUCCGCCCCACUGCGACCUAAGAUUUCUGUAGUGGUCGAUGACUCUCUAUCCACCUCCACCAAGCCUUCAACUAAAAGAUAAAGUCGCCCCCCCCCCCCACGCUGCCUGAGCACCCUGGAGUCCUGUGGAGGGCAGCCCCUCUCUGGGGGACAGGAAUAACAGCGGCCCGGAUGUGCGUCUCCUCUGGCCUGGCCUGUCGACAGCAUCGCACCGUCUACUAUGGAACACAGCGCCUAGUCUUGGCAGAUUCAUUCUUGGGCGGUGUGACAGGCAGCCAGAAGAUCGUUCUCCAUGAGGAGCUGUAGAAGAUGCCAGCUCUGCCAACACUGUGGCUGUCGAUUGCCCUGACCUUCGUGCUGCUGAGCAUGGCUCCGCCAUCGAAUGGCCAGCCAGCCUUGGGGCCAUCUUCCUUCAGAAUGGCUGCCAUCCUGGACGACCGGCCAAAGUGCGGGCGGGGCGAGCGCCUGGCCCUGGCCCUGGCCAGGGAGAACAUCAACAGCAUGAUGGAGGCACCAGCCAGAGCACGCGUGGAGGUGGACAUCUUCCAUCUGGAGCGCGACUCCCAGUACAUGAUCACUGACACCAUGUGCCAGAUAUUACCGAAAGGUGUGGUAUCUGUCAUCGGUCCUGCCUGGAGCCCCACGUCGGGAUCGACAGUCAGUCACAUUUGUGGGGAGAAAGAGAUCCCCCAUGUGAAGGUCGGCCCUGAGGAGUCGCCCAGGCUUCCGUACCUGCGCUUUGCAUCAGUCAGUCUGUAUCCUAGCAACGAGGAUCUCAGCCUGGCUAUUGGGGCCAUCCUGCGCUCAUUCAGCUACCCAACGACCAGCCUGAUCUGUGCUAAGGACGAAUGCCUUCUGCGACUGGAGGAUCUCGUACGGCGAUUUCUUAUCUCGAGGGAGACUUUGUCUGUCAGGAUGCUUGACCAUAGCUUGGACCCAACCCCCUUGCUGAAGGAGAUCCGUGAUGACAAGGUGGCCACCAUCAUCAUUGAUGCCAAUGCCUCCGUCUCCUACCUCAUCCUGAAGAAGGCCUCGGAACUGGGAAUGACGUCAGCAUUUUACAAGUACAUACUUACUACCAUGGAUUUCCCCCUGCUUAGAUUUGAUGACAUAAUAGAUGAUCAAUCUAACAUCUUGGGCUUCUCAAUGUUCAACACAAGUCACCCAUUUUACCUGGAGUUCAUCAGGAGUUUGAACCUGUCCUGGGAGGAGGAGUGUGCCUUCAGCACCUACCCCGGACCCGCCCUGUCCUCCGCUCUGAUGUUUGAUGCCGUCCAUGUGGUGGUGGGGGCAGUGCAGGAGCUAAACCGCAGCCAGGAGAUCGGAGUGAAGCCGCUGAGCUGCUCCUCGCCGCAGAUCUGGCAGCACGGCACCAGCCUGAUGAACUAUCUGCGUAUGGUGGAGUACGAUGGUUUGACAGGCCGGGUGGAAUUCAAUGGUAAAGGCCAAAGGACCAACUACACCAUCAGCAUUCUGGAGAAGCACAGAGGAGGUCACGAAGAGAUUGGGAUCUGGUACUCCAACAACACACUGACUAUGAACUGCACUUCUCUGGACCUCAGUGUGUCUGAAACUUUGGCCAACAAAACACUCAUUGUCACCACAAUAUUGGAAAACCCCUACGUCAUGCGCAAAGCCAACUACCAGGACUUUCAGGGCAAUGACCAGUACGAGGGCUUCUGUGUGGAAAUGCUGAAAGAGAUGGCUGACAUCCUCAAGUUCUCCUUCCGCAUCAAGCUGGUGGACGAUGGGCUGUACGGGGCCCCGGAGGCCAAUGGCUCCUGGACAGGCAUGGUGGGGGAGCUCAUCAGCCGGAAAGCGGACUUGGCUGUAGCCGCCUUCACCAUCACGUCAGAGAGAGAGAAAGUCAUCGACUUCUCGAAGCCCUUCAUGUCGCUUGGCAUCAGCAUCCUCUACAGAGUGCAUCCUGGCAGGAAACCAGGCUACUUCUCCUUCCUGGACCCCUUCUCCCCAGCUGUCUGGCUCUUCAUGCUUCUUGCAUACCUGGCUGUCAGCUGUGUGCUCUUCCUGGCUGCCAGAAUGAGUCCGUUUGAGUGGUACGAGCUGAGCCCCUGCCUGCGUGGGCACAGGGAUGUGCUGGAGAACCCGUACACCCUGGGCAACAGCCUCUGGUUCCCCGUGGGAGGCUUCAUGCAACAGGGCUCGGAGGUCAUGCCCCGGGCGCUGUCCACCCGCUGCGUCAGCGGAGUCUGGUGGGCCUUCACCCUCAUCAUCAUCUCCUCCUACACCGCCAAUCUGGCGGCUUUCCUCACGGUGCAGAGAAUGGAGGUGCCCAUCAAGUCCCCCGAUGACCUGGCGGACCAGACCAACAUCCAGUACGGCACCAUCCAUGGGGGGAGCACCAUGACCUUCUUCAUGAACUCACGGUACCAGACCUACCAGCGCAUGUGGAACUACAUGUACUCCAAGCAGCCCAGCGUGUUUGUGAAGAGCACCGAAGAGGGUGUCGCCCGUGUUGUCAACUCCAGAUAUGCCUUCCUGCUGGAGAGCACCAUGAACGAGUACCACCGGCGGCUGAACUGCAACCUCACGCAAAUCGGGGGCCUGCUGGACACCAAGGGAUACGGCAUCGGCAUGCCACUGGGUUCUCCAUUCAGAGAUGAGAUCACUUUGGCCAUCCUUCAGCUCCAGGAGAAUAAUCGUCUGGAGAUCUUGAAGCGGCGCUGGUGGGAGGGUGGGCAGUGCCCGAAGGAGGAGGACCACCGGGCGACGGGACUGGGCAUGGAGAACAUUGGGGGCAUAUUCGUGGUACUCAUCUGUGGCCUGAUCAUCGCCGUGUUUGUGGCCAUCAUGGAGUUUGUCUGGUCAACGCGACGCUCGGCCGAGAAGGACGAGGUGUCUGUCUGCCUGGAGAUGAUAAGCGAGCUUCAUAGUGCCAUCUCCUGUAAAAAGAGCUCUCGUCCCAAGCGACGGCGCCACCUGCUGGGAGCCCGGGGGCCCCGCCACCCUGCCCGUCUCUCCCUCAGUGCCCCGCGCCCACUGCGACUUGUGAGGGACCUGCGGCUGAGCAAUGGCAAACUGUACAGCAGUGCGGCACCGCUGUCUCCGGGGGGGGCCCCAGCUAUAGGCCCGGGGCCACAGUGUCUGCUAGAGGAUCACACAGGGGCCAAAAGCACCCCCACGGCCCUGCUAGCCCCCCAGCGGAGCUGUCCACACAUCCGCAUCUGCCAGGAGUGCCGACGGAUCCAGAGCCUGAGGUCACCCUGCCCCAGGGCCGGCACCUCGCCCCCCUCCGCUGCUCCAGCAUGCCUCCCCCCACCGCUGCCCCCAUCCUCUUCCAGUACAGGCAGCGAAAGGCGUGGAGGGGACAGCCCUCACCUCCCACACCUUACACCUCCUCCACGAGCUCUGCCCUCCUCCUAUAGCAGAACCAGUGCCGAUCUUGGGGCAGAACAGGACUAAGCUGGAAGGGCUGAAUGGAGGACUGGGCCCCACAUGCACAUGCACACACACACACACACACACACACACACACACACACACACAGAGUGUCGUCUGUGGAAGGAAAAGGGCCUCCAGGCCACCAAAUGAAUUGACCCAGACCUGGAGCAGAUGGCUGGAUAUUGUGAGCUCAGGUGGGGUACUCUGGGCAUGGAAGCAGAAACAAGGAAGACCAGCCCAGCGUGGUUGUAUGCUUGGAAAUGUCCUUUACCCAGAAUGCACUGUGCCUUGCAGGGCAGCUAGGAUAACACCACGGUGACGCUUUUAUGGAAGGCACUGUGUAGGGGCACUAAAAUGAUGGAACUGAUGUUCUUCUGUGAACAACACCUAUUUAGCCUUUGUUGUUUAUCACCAUGGUGACAGGACCAGUGUAAUGUAAGAAGCAACCUGUGAAGAUCUUGCAUUAAACUUCAACAUCUCCAACUGCGGGAAGAUCUCUCGCACCUGGAACCCGGGUCUGUAGCUGAAGUAUAGAGGCCGUGGAUGUAAGGGAUCCCGGCCUGCAGAGUGUGAAAGAUAGAAGCCUGGACUAUUCUCUCCUUUUCUUUCCUGUGGCUAGCUGCAUAAACUGUGCUUAUGUCCGAAGGAUUUUCAAAUGUAGGUGCUGUGUCUUAUUUAAGUUGUUAAAUAAAACUGUCAGUCAUUGGGUUCAGCUGACUAAUGCCACCUUCCACCUGCAUGCCAAGCUAAACCGAAUCUGCACCCAAGCUGGAAAAGGCCUAAUGUCUCUCUGAGAGCCGUGGGCUGUAGGCCACUGGAAAAAGCCUAAUGUCUCUCUGAGAGCUGUGGGCUGUAGGCCGCUGGAAAAGGCCUAAUGUCUCUCUGAGAGCCAUGGGCUGUAGGCCUCAGUCCAAGAUCAUUUAGCCACGAGAUUAGAAGGUAAGAGUGACCACUGUCUUCAAAAGGAAAUGCCCACCCUGGAGUGUGUAGGAGUGUCACAUCUACAUGACCUUUUACAUCUUAAUUUUGCAGGUGAUUUUAUCCAAUCAGGAAGCAGGGUCAUCAGUGUCUCUGUGGCGUUUGUGGGUUUAGGGCCUCGUUGAGGGAACAAGCAGUGACAUCACUCUGCCAGCCGUGAGCCUCACUCAGUUUUUUCUCAUCAACAUAACAGUUGGGUACAAACAUUAUAGAUGCCCCCUAGUCAACAGUAUGAAAUGAAAAUAGAAACAAAUGCUCUAUAGUUACUUAUAAAUAUGCAUUCAACUGAUUUCACUCAGUAUUAAAUAUUCAACUCAAUAUUAAAUAUUAAUACUUAAAGAAUAAUAAAU